AUGGAUAAUGAAGCUGAAAUUUUCGCAAAUACUUUAAAAAAAUUAAACGUACAAAAACCAGUUGCCUUAUACAGUGAAAACGAAAAAGUUUGUCUUAAAAAUUUACAGGAAUACAGUGUUCAAAGUGCCUUAGUGAAUAUUUCGAAGCAAAUUAAAGCUUUUCAGAGUGCAGAUAAUGUUGUUAAAGGAAAUAGCAGUCGAAGGAGUUUGAAUACGCUUAAAACAAAUGAUUUUCUUCCUUUAACUGCGAUGUCAAGAAAUACACAAUCAGAUCAAAUACCAUCAAAUAAGUUUGAAACGCAAUGUGUCCUAGAUACACAGCUGAUCAAUAUUAUAGAAAAUGCAGAAGCUUUAAUUGACAAACCUAAUAAUAUGACCCAAGAAUUUGAUAAUACUUUUAAUAAUUUAGAUAUUUGUAACAUACAGAAUGUUGAAUUAGAUAAUGUAAGACAUAGUAUAGACUCCAAAGAUAUAAAUAUACCAGAAAUUGCAAAUAUAGCUACUAUUACAUGUGAUAAAAAUGUCGAUACUAUAUAUAUUAAUGAACCAUUUUUAAGAAUAAUGAAUUUAAAAGAUUUAGAAGCAGAAAGAAUUACAGACAAAGAAAUGUGUGAUUUAGAUUAUAAUAAUGAUAUAGAUGUAGGUCCUAAAAGUCCUAUUCUUAAUACAUCGCCAAAGACUCCUUUAGUUUUUAAAUUAGAAACAUUUGAAAAUUUCGAAAAAAUUGCCUUAUCUGUUAUAAAAGAUAAUCCAGACUUUGAAGCAGCAAAGAGAUUAAUAAAUUCACAAGUAGUCAAUAAUGACUUGUUCAUACAAUCUCAUGCUGAACUAGUUUUAUGUGACAGAGAUAAAUCGAUGAGUCCUGUUUUAAGUGUACCAAAAGUUAAUAGGAAAGGCGGAGAACAGAGAGAAAAUAAAGAAAAAGAUUUGAUUGUUGAUGAUGAAAUAUUAUUCAGUGACGAUGAGGUUGAAUUUAAUAAUGAUUUCAAAGAUCUACCGCCAACAUGUGCUUUAGAAAAAUCAUUUUAUAAUCAAAAUGAUGUCUUAGAUAAGACGAUGUAUGUAGGCUUUCAAACAGCUAGUAAUAAGUCCAUACAAGUACACACAGACACAUACAGCAAAGCUAAAAGCAUAUUAGAUAACAUUAAAACUCCUGUUGGGUACAUUUCUCUUACAGAACUUGUGGAGGUUAUCGAUAAACACUCGAAAUCAAAUAAUACAUUUGAGCGUAAACAAAAUAAUAAAAAAGAAUUUGAAUGUGGAGAUAAUUGCCAAGAUGUCGAUUUUGGAAUUGAAUUUGAUGAAGAUAUGAAUACACCUGAAGUUAUUACAAAAAGCAAAAGAAAUUUUAUAGAUAUGCUACAUCGUGAUGAUGAAAACAAUUCAACUGAUAAUAUCGAAAACCUUAACGCUGAUAUGUGCAACAAUAAAAAAUUAAAACUUGCACAAAAUCCAGUCAUAAAUGCAGAACCUAAUACACAAGUAAAUCUUAGUAAAAAUUUAAAUAAAUUUGCAUUUAAUAGAAAUCGGAUUUCUCCUACUUGUCAUGAUUUAUUUGAAAUCACACCUCUCAACGACCAUUUCAAUAUUGAUGAACAUAUAAUGAAAGAAUUUGAAAGUAAUUUUAUUUCUGAAGACAUUUGUAGUGGUAACAGUUUAAACACUAAUAUUAAGAAGUCAUUCGAUAGUAAAACUUGUGAGAAUAAUGAUAUAAAUAAAGGUAUAAGUGAAAUGCCUUUCAUGGGCUUUAAAACUGCUAAUAAUCAAGAAAUAAAUAUAUCAGAACAUGCAUUAGCUAAAACAAAAAGAAUUUUUGAAGAUAUAAAGUUAGAUAUCUUAGAAGGAACAGAAAAUAAUUUUAAAGAUAAUGAAAAGAACGAUGAUGCCUAUACUAUACCUUCAACAAGUAACAGUUUUAUCGGUUUUCGAACUGCUAACAAUAAAGAAAUAAAGAUAUCUGAUAUAGCUCUUGCUAAAACUAAGAAUAUUUUUGAUAAUAUUGAUAAUGAUGUUAUAAUUGAUAAAGCAGCUACUGAUUAUUCUGUAAAUACUAAGGAAAAUAAGACAAAAAAAGCUAAUACUAAAAUAAAUGUUAAAAAAAUGAACAACAAAGGUGAUUUUGUUAAUCCUUUUCCUUCGAUUAAGAAUUCUAAUGAUAUUAUUUUGAAUCGUGAUAAUAAGAAAACAAUUCCAACAUUGAUUGGAUUUAAAACAGCCAGUAAUAAAAAGGUAGAAAUAUCGAAAGAGGCUCUAGCUAAAACAAAAAAUAUAUUUAAAGAAAUAAUGAGUGAAGAAAUUCACAGGGAUCCUUACAAAGAAGAAACCGAUUUAGUUAAAGAUCCAAUUUUAAUGAAAGAAUUUGAAACCUCUGAUGCUGAAUCAAAAAUUUUAGUGAUGCCUGAAGACAAUUUUAGUGAUAAUCGUAAAGAUAGUAUUAAAGAAAUAGUAUUUGAAGACAAGAGCACUUUUAAAAAUAUAGGAUUUAAAACAGCCAGUAAUAAACCAGUUAAAAUAUCGAAUGAAGCAUUAGAAAGAAGUAAAAAUAUAUUUCAAGACCUGACUCUUGAUAAUGACAUAAAAAUCGGAAUUGAUAGCAAUGAUCAUCAUAAAAAUGUGAUACCAGACAUCAUGCAAGGAUUUAAGACUGCAAGUAAUAAGCCUGUUCCAAUUUCUGAAGAAGCGUUGGCUAAAACAAAGCACCUAUUUCAAGAUAUUGACAAUUUAUAUAGUAAAGAUGGUGAAGCCUAUGACAAAGGUGUAAAUAACGUAACUGUUGAAGCUAAUCAUGCCUUUCAAGGCUUUAAAACAGCAAGCAAUAAACAAGUUACAGUUACAAAAGAGGCUAUAGCUAAGAGUAAAGAAAUGUUCAAAGAAUUUGAAGUUUGUGAAGGAAUAAAAACUGAUGUUUUUGAAGAUACCGGUAAAUUAGCAUUCGAAGAAUUUCAAAGAGCAACAGCGAAAAAAAAAUCUCAAGAUUUGAAUAUAGACAUAAGUGAUAUUCAAGAAGAGAAACAAAAUAAAUUCUUUGAAUUUCAAACUGCUAGUAAUAAAUCUGUCAAGAUUUCUGAAGAUGCACUCGCUCAACCGAGAAAACUUUUUCUAGAUUUGGAUAUAGAAAUAAGUGGUAGUAAAGGUAAUAAUCAAGAAAAACAAAGUAAAUUCUUUGGAUUUCAAACCGCUAGUAAUAAACCAGUUAAGAUUUCUGAUGAUGCUCUUGCAAAGUCAAAAAAAGUUUUUCAAGAUUUGGAUAUAGUUCUUAAUAAAGUGGAAGAAAAGAAAUUCUCUGGUUUUCAAACAGCUAGUAAUAAAACCGUCGGUGUAUCAAAAGAAGCAUUAUUGAAAAGUAAACAAAUAUUUGAAGAUAUUGACUUAAAUUCAAAUUUUGGUGAUAAUGAAAAUAAUAUAGAUAGAAACAAAGACAAAAUUGCAUUUGGUUUCAAAACAGCAAAUAACAAUUACGUUAGUGUAUCAGAAUCUUCAUUAAAAAACGUAAAGAAAAUCUUUGAUGAUGUGACUAAUACUGAAGUUGAAACUGAAGUCAAAAAUGUCGAUAAUGAUUGUCAAUUAAAUAUAGAAGAAUUAAUGAAUACAGAAGUGAUAAAGAAUUUAGAAGAGUCAUUACACACAGAAGAUUUUGCAAAAGAUACUUCACCGAUAAGCAAAAGAUCUGGUAGUCCGAUUUUAUCUUGUCCUAAAGCAAAGAAGAGAAAAGUGUUUAAAACGCCCCAAGUGAUAAAUAAAAGCCUGAUCAUUAAUGACGUAAAACCGGCGCUAUCAACCAAUGUUUUUGUAUUUACUGAAAAGUACAAAACAAAUAAAAUAUAUACCCUUAAACAAUUAAAAGAAAUCGAAUCAAACAAUUCCAAUAAAAACGUCGAUCCAUACAUUUUAAAUUUCAAAUUUGAUAAUUUACUUGACAUCGAAUUUGACGGGAAACGAAAUGACGUUGACAGUGACAUUUGGUCCACAGAUAGAAUAGUAAAACGUUUCAAAGAAUCCGUAAAUACGAAGAUCGUCCCUGAAGGCUGGAUAGCGAAUCAUUUGAAAUUGAUUAUAUGGAAAUUAUUGUCAUAUGAAGUUUAUUUUCCAACUUGUAUGGAAAAUGUUUGUACAGUUAGAAAUGUUUUGAAUCAAUUGAAGUAUAGGUAUGAUAGGGAGUUGUAUAAUGUUGAAAGACCUGCUUUGAGAAAAGUUUUGGAAAAGGAUGAAGUAGCUUCUAAAUUUAUGGUCCUGUGUGUUGCUGGGUUAUAUGUUGAUGGUGUGUAUGUGAGUAGUGUUACCAACUCAAAUCAAAACAUAGAAUUGUCUUUGACUGAUGGUUGGUACUGCAUAAAGGCGUGUACAGACAGAAUGAUAGACAGUUUAAUAUGUAAUGGAAAAAUAAGUGUGGGAACAAAGUUAGCCAUACAUGGAGCUGAGCUGAUGAACUGUGAGCAGGGAAUUGCACCUUGGGAGGACAUAUCCUCAAUCCGUCUGAAAAUAUCCGGUAAUUCGACACGCCGUGUCAAAUGGGAUACAAGACUCGGUUUCCAUGGCAGCGGCGCCAUCUUAUCUCACCUGUCAUCCGUCAGACCAGAAGGCGGGAAAAUUUCGCGCCUUCGUAUAUUCGUGACUAGAGUUUAUCCCAUGCUUUACGUUGAGAAAUUUGAAGAUGGCAGUACUUUAACUCGCUCAGAACGCUUGGAACAAAUACAGCAGAUGAAACACGAAGCGGACAGACAGAAUAAAAUCGAAAAGUUGUAUGACGAACUUGAGAAAAUGAAGGAUCAGGAAUCCCAAGAUUCAGAAGGGCUGGGAUCAGACAAGGGCUUCGAUACUGGAUCUCAAAUAUACAGACAUUUUAAGAAAUGUAAGGAUACGUCUGAAUUUAGGGUAAACCUCACAGAAUCCCAAACAGAUUUGUUACAAGAGUAUGCAGUAAAAAAACAUGAUAAAUUAAUAGGCAACCUCCAGAAGAAAGUUCAGGAUUUGAUCAAGAAGCGUGGUUUGGACGUAACCAGAAAUGUGGUACCAUUACUAAAGAUCAGGGUAGCCGAUGUGCAUAACGAUUGUGUAUCUAGAGCUAUGAUAACAAUAUGGAGGCCAAAUGAGUGUUUGCUGGAUCUGAUAACAGAGGGCGCUUGGUUAGAUGUGUACAAUGUUGUUCCCACGGCCGUAAGAUACUCAGAGAUACAAAUAUCAGCUGGACGCCAAUCAAUCUUGCAACCAUCCAAACUAAACAAAAGCAACAAAUUCAAAAAACACACAAACACACUUAAAAGAAAAUGCUACACAAUAAAAGACCUACAAAGCACAAGCACAGAGAACGAAAUAGACACAAUCGGCAUAGUUUUCUUAAUCGAACCAUUAACAAACCAAUCACAAUAUAUAUAUUUGGCUGAUGAAAAUAAAUAUAUAAUUUCUAUAAAUUUCUGGGGAGGCAUCAAAAAAUUUGGUUUCGAGAAUAUUCUAGAUACAGGACAAGUUGUCGCUUGUCUAAAUUUACAGAAACGAACUGGUAACAGCAGGAAACAAAUACAACAAUACCGUGUAACAGAAUUCACACAUUUUACUAGAACAUGUAAAAUUGAUUACAUCAGAAAAAUGACAGAAGAACUCUCAAAUAAAUUCUCAUCUUUAAACAAGAAAGAUUUUAUAAACGACUGUGUUGCUAUCAAGAAUAAUUACAACAAUUUUAAACAUGGUAAUACCGAAAAUGUCACUCCAUACAGAUUAAAUAAUAGCGAUUAUAAUAUAUCGAAAAAUAAAAUGUUUAUUGAAUCGCCAUUAGCUGGGAAGUUAGAUACUAACAUAAACCUUAGUGGUUUAGACUUUGAGUCGACAUUUAAACAAACGGACACGCAAGAUAUAUCCCCCGAACGCUUAUUACGAAAAAGGAAAGUGAAUGAAAGGAUCGCAAAACUGAAAAUGUAUGGAGAACCUCCCCCAUUAGCAAUAAUACAUAUUAAAAACAAAUCGAACGCAAUAAAACCUUACAAAAGUCCGUUAAUACCCAAAAGUGAUAUUUCAAAUGUUACCAGUGCUAAAAAUAUUCCCACAAACAGUGCUAAUUCUAGUCCAGUGAAUAGAACUUAUGUUAAAAGUAUUAAUCCGGUUAAGUUAAAUUUUGUAGAUGAUGAUGGUAACACUACAGAUCCUUUCGCUGAAGAGUUUGAUUGCAGUCCGCCUUUAAGCUUAGAGUGAAAUAUUUAAUACGAAAGAAUCUCUCUGCAAAUCUAAAAUAUCGUGAGAAAAAAUUGGCUUUAAACUUAUUAUGGGU
Melitaea cinxia (Glanville fritillary) is the source of this 6259-nucleotide messenger RNA. Its product is annotated as breast cancer type 2 susceptibility protein-like. The record is from RefSeq and is a predicted model, not a curated record. The coding region runs from base 1 to 6183 and encodes 2060 amino acids. Gene Ontology annotation, biological process: double-strand break repair via homologous recombination; regulation of DNA-templated transcription. The transcript has 9 exons. NCBI's taxonomy places the organism in Eukaryota, Metazoa, Arthropoda, Insecta, Lepidoptera, Nymphalidae.